GACCACUCGCGCGAUUCCCAAAUACUUUUAUUUCUUUCUUAUCUCUCCUUUUCACUCCCCUUUUCUUCUCCUUCCCUCCUUUUCCCUUCUCUCUUCCCCUAUUAUUGUUAUUUUUCCUUCUCCUUUUUCUUUUUUCUUCUUCUCUUGCCACUACCUUACUAUUCCCUUUCAGGUACCUACACAGACAGGAGUCACUGUAGUUCCCUAAACUUCCCAGCAACCCGUAGCUCCCCAAUCACUCUACAAAUUACAACCCACAAAACAUCCACCUCACCGAAGCUAAAAGCAAGAAAGCAGAGGGGAUUUCCUUAUCCACUGCAGGAGUGAACCGAACAACUCGAACCAAGCCCUAAGAACUAGACGCGAGAGAUCAAAAACUACCAGUUUUCUACGUUCUCACUAUCAAUAUUGGAUAUUGGAUCUAUUUUUGACCUUGAAGAGACUCAAUUUCACUGUUGCUAAAGCUUUCUAGUUCAUCUUCUACAUGCGGGAAUGGAUGAGCUUUCUCUGUAUUUUUCAACCGAGAAUGAAACAUCGAAGACCAAGUUAGGUGGAAAACUCACUAAGUCUUUCUCAAUACCGAAUCGCUUUCAUAAUGACUCCCAGCAGCGUAAAAGUUUCAGAGAUUGCACCAAAAAGAAUAAAACCAUGGAUUCUGGUGUAGACAGUAAUCACCCAUUCUGUAAGCUGAGUGCUGCUCCUAACAACAAAAAUGUUUCUACGAAAAUGCCGUAUAUGCUUCCUCCAGAAGUCGAGGAGGGUAAUAUUGAGUACAAACGGAAAUUAGUUGAUCCAACACCGAAUCGUUUUGAACAACUUGUUACACAAAUGAAAUGGCGUCUUAAUGAAGGUGGUGGCAAGGCUAUUUACAAAUUGGGUGUAGAUGAUGAUGGACAUAUUAGUGGACUACGUCCAACCGAACUAAUCAGUUCAUUAACAACACUUGAACGAAUGGCAAAACGAUUAAAUGCUACUCUUCAUCCCUUAAGAGAACGUAUUAUUGAACCAACUGAAAUUUCAUCAGAUAAAGAAUAUCGUAAAGCUGUUGAAUUACUUGUUCGUUUGGCGCCGACAACUAAUGAAGGUUCACCUGAUAUGUGUAUAGCCUUAGUUGGUGGAAUGGAUUCAGGCAAAUCAACUUUAAUCAGUGUUUUAACAGAUGGAGAAUUGGAUAAUGCUCGUGGAAAAGCUCGAUUAAAUCUAUUUCGUCAUUUGCAUGAAGUUCAAUCUGGUCGUACAAGUAGUUUAAGUCGUGAGCUAUUAGGCUUUGAUGCAAAUGGGAAUGUGACUAAUUAUAAGUAUGCAGAUGGUAGAGUUUAUCGACGAUCUGCAGAAGAAGUUAUCCGGAUGUCAUCUAACCUUUUGACUUUAAUCGAUUUGGCUGGACAUUCUAAAUAUCAGCGUACAACGCUAUCUGGUAUUGCUUGUAAUCAACCAGUAAUGGGUAUUUUAGUUAUAUCAGCAACGAUCGGUUUAAGUACAAUUGGAUUAGAGCAUAUCCAAUUAAUUCGUUCACUAAAUUUACCAAUGAUUGUAGUUUUAACAAAAAUUGAUCAAUUAUCUAAUGGUAUAGAACAAAGUAAACGUAUUAAUUCAAUUUACCGCCAAUUAGUUUAUCAAUUUAAACAAAUUGAAAAUGCUUGGUCGUAUGGAAUGCUAUCAACAUUGAAUAAAUCAUCAAUGAAUGAAAAAUUUUCAGCUUUGGAUGGUUGGCUACUAAAUUCAACCAGAGAUUCACAUGGUAAUACGUGUAUGCCGCCAUUUUUUCCUGUAUCAUCUGUAACAGGUCAAGGUAUUGAUAAUUUAAUCCAAUUUUUAAGUCGACUUAGUUGUUUAAAUCAUCCAAUUAAUGAAUUAUCAUUACAAUCUGAAUUAUCAAGUGUAAAUUUUAAUCAAAAGUCUACUGUAAAAUAUCAUCAACAAACAAAAUUACAACAAACUAUCAAUUUAACAGAUUUUUCAAAUCAAAAUCAAAUCACUUUAAUAUUGAAUAAGAUAAGAGAACAAAUGAAAAUUGUUAAAACGUAUAGAGAUUUUAAUGGAACUUUAUUUUGGAUUAAUCAAGUGUUUACACAAAUUCCGGGUGUAUCAAAUCCUGUUCUUGUUGGACGCGUACAACUUGGUCAAUUGUUAAAUAACCAAAUAUUAUGGCUUGGUCCAGAUCAUUUUGGUGAUUUUUGUCCAGUUCAAAUAGUCAGUUUAAUGCAUAAUCGUCAAGUUCAUGAUAUAGUUUAUGCUGGUCAAUCAGCAUCAAUGGAAGUGAAUUUUCUACCGAAAUCAUGGAAUUCAUUAACUCAUCAAGAACGUAUCAAUAUUUUACAAAAUAUUUCUUCAUCUUAUCAUUCAUUAGAUCAAAAAAGAUCUCAAUUCUUAUUAUUUAGUAAUGAUAAUGAUACAGGAAAUGAAGAAAAUAUUCCAUAUAAUAAUUAUAAUCAUAAGAAGAUUAGUAAUCAUGGUGUUCAUGAUGAUAAUCAUAACCAUAAUAAUAACGAGGAAAAGGAGAAAACUACUAAUCGUUCAGAUAUGUAUCAAUUUUCUUCACCGAUUAAAUUACGUCGUGGAAUGAUUCUUCUCACUUAUCCAAUGUUAAUGAAUUCACAUUUAUCUACUUAUGUAUUGUCAUCAUCAACAAUAGACUCACCAUCGUCAUCAUCAUCAUCAUCACCUAAUCAAUCUUCUUCUCCAUCUAUUGGUGAAUCAUUCAUUUGGAAUCAACACUUGAAAUCAAAGCAUCAAAUUAAUUUUACAGUAGUAUGGACAGUGAAAUUACAAUUAAUACAUCGUUUGCCAAUUGUUUCAUUUAAAUUAGGCACACCGCCUAUUAUAUUAACACCAAUUCCACCAGUUGGUCAACGUGUAACUAUCUAUGCUGGAUGUAUAUGUCAAACUGGAGUUAUUCUUGAUAGCAGUAUUGAAGAGCAUCAUCAUCAUCAUCAGAGACGACAAAAACAAAAUGACAAAGAACAUAAUCAUCUAACAGAAACUACUCAUAUAUAUGUACGUUUUACACGUCAUCCUGAAUGGAUAGAACUUGGUCGUCAAUUUAUACUAACAUGGAAUGGAAAUUUAAAAACUAUUGGUUAUGCUGUCGGUUUAAUUGAUCCAUUGAAUCAUAAUAACACUAUUCUGCCUCAUCCUCCUCCUCCUACUACUACUACUAAUAACAAUAAUAAAAUUGUUAAUGGGGAUGAUAUUAAGGAUUCUGUUCAUUCGAAUACCGUUAAUAAUUACUUCUGUAGAAAUACUCGAAAUACUUUAUCUUUUCAUGAGAAAGAUGAUUAUGAUUGGUCCAGUUUACGUAUGUCUUUUAUUAAUCGAAUGAAUUCAUCUGAAAUUGAAAAUCAUUAUGGAUCAAUUGGUAAUCUACCAUUAUUAUUAUCAUCAUCAUCUAUGGAAUUUUAUACAAAUUAUACAAAGAAAUCAAUGAAUGAACAAUUCAAUUUAAAUCAUGAUACUUCAACAAUGCUUAAUUUGACCACUUUACCAGAAAUAGAAAAUCAAGAUUCUACUAUACAAAAAAGUAAAACUAAUAAUGAUGUAGUAAAGUAUACAGAUAUUACUUCAUCUAUUGUUACAGUAGAGUCUAAUUCUAAUCAAUUAACAAAUGAUAUUUCAAUUAAUAAUAAUAAUAAACAAUUAUCACAAUCUACUAAUUAUCAUAAAUCUUUAUCAUCAAAUAAACGCCGUCAUCGACGGAAACAAAAACGUUAAUUUCUUGUAACAUUCACUUUAACUUAUUCAUUUCAUCGUCUAUUUAACAUUCAAUUUUGUUUUAUCAUAUUUCCUUCUCAUUUUUGUUCUUUUUUUAAUGUGUAAACGCGCGCCCGCAUCUUUUGAAUGUUUUGUAUUCGUUUAAAGUUAAAUGUUGGUUAGUUCAUUCAGUAUCUUUUGUGAAUGUAUAUGCUUAAUUAUCCAACUUUUUUAAUAUGUAAAUAUACACAAACAUGGUUGUUUGCUUGUGUGUGUGUGUGUAUGUAUGUGUACGUGCAUCUGUCUAUCUGUCUGUCUGUUUCUCAUCAUGUAGUAGUACCCAUGAUCCGGCUGUAUCUCAUCUGUAUGCACUAUCCUUGUUUAUUACAGCCUUUAACUCUACAAUUAUUAUGUAUGCAUACGUGUGUUUGUGUGUGUAUAGUCAGUUCGACAGACUGUUCUGUCAUAUUCAGCAUCUAAUUAUUCUCAAAUCUCUUCCUUCAUAAACUUUUAAUCGAUUUUUAUAGAAAUACUCUACUUAUGAGUAGUAGUAGUAGUAGUGAUGUUACGAACGGAUUGUGCUAUUCUUUCUCUCUUCUAUGCUAUAGUAUUGAUGACCAUAGUAGUUUUCACAGUUACUAUUAUUUAUUGUUCAAAUGAACGAUUCUCGUUGGUGACAAAAAUGAGAGGUAGGCAAAAAGAUUCUGUUGUUCUUUCUAUGAUUGUUAUAAUCAUUUAUUCGAGAUUUGUUUGUUUGAAAUUAUUUUCCUUUUUUUAUUCACCAUCUUUUUUUAUCAUUCAUUAAUGUUACUAGUGAUAGUAAUUAUUGCUUAGAGUUAUUCACCGUCUCCCAUCCUUAUCACUUAUGUUAAAAGCAUUACUAUUAACCGUAGAUACUGCUAGUUCAUUGUAUUCUGCGUUUUCAGUGCUUUCUGUCCAAGCAUCCUUCAUAAUUCAAAGAACAAGUUUACUUGUUCAUCACCUUUUUGACCUUGAUGUGUUUUUUUUAACUCAUUAUUUUUUGUUGAUUUCGUUAUCCAUAAAUUCAUUUGCGAAUAUUGUUGAUUUGUGUGUUCACUUUCCUACUGCAGUAUAUUUAUACUUGUGUAUAGUGUGUGACUACUUAAUUUCGUUUGUAAGUAGGCAAAUAAUUUGUGUUGAAAGUUAUGGAGAUAUGUUGAGAUAAGGAGUUGCUGAAAUGCCCAUUACUUUU
This is a messenger RNA of Heterobilharzia americana, 4903 nucleotides long. The record is from the annotation of a GenBank genome assembly. Lineage: Eukaryota; Metazoa; Platyhelminthes; Trematoda; Strigeidida; Schistosomatidae.